AAAAUGUUUCUGUGGAUUUUACAGAUUUUACUUUGGAGCCCUGAAGGCACCUGUGGAAAUGGUGUGAUGUUCACGAAGCACCCUCUGAAUCAGACGGUUUCUCAGGGAAACGCAGCGCGGCUCGGCUGUGCCGUUCAGGGUCUGACGGAGCCGGACAUCGUCUGGAUGAAGGACGGAGAGAAGCUGUACAGCACCGACCAGAUGUUCAUCACUCUGGGAGAGCAGCACUGGGAGACCUACCACAGUGUGAAGUCCGUGCAGCAGCAGGACGCGGGUCAGUACUGGUGUGAAGUCGAGUUCAACGACCAGACGUUCUCCUCUGAACGAGCCUGGAUCACAGUGGAAGGCGUCCCUCACUUCGUCCAGGAGCCGCAGGACGUGGCGACGUUCCCAAACGUUCCCUUCAACCUCACCUGUGACGCUGUCGGCCCCCCCGAGCCAGUGGAGGUGUUGUGGUCGCUGGGGGGAGUCCAGGCGGGGGAGCCGGGACCCUCACCCUCUGUCCUCCACGUCAAUGGAAUGAACAUCAGUGUGAAGUUUUACUGUGAGGCGAAGAACACCAGAGGAAUCUCCGUCUCCAGAACUGGAACCGUUCACAUUAAAGUGUUGCCGGCGGCACCCUCUGGACUGCAGGUCCUCACGAUGGAUGACAACAACGUCACGUUAGCAUGGAAACCGGGAUUCACAGGGCACUCUGAGCUGACAACCUGCGUUGUCCAGCUGUCGAGGCGCUCAGUGCGGAGGUGGGAUCUCCCUCAGCAGGAGGUCCGGGUUCCUCCUCACCUCCACGUCCUCUCCGGUCUGAGGAGUCACCAGAACUACAGCGCCAGGGUCUCCUGCGUCAACGAGGUCGGGGCGUCGCCUUUCUGCUCCUGGAUGCACUUCCAGACCCCGGAGUCAGUGCCGUCGGCGGCCCCCAGGAACCUGACGUUUGAUCUGUCGGAGCAGCAGCUGGCUCUCAGCUGGGCAGCGCUGCAGGAGGACGAGCUGCAGGGGAAACUGAUCGCCUACAAGCUACAGUGGACACGAGGAGGAGAGCCACAGGAGCCUCUGCUGUUUAAGGAGAACUCGGCUCAGCUGUCCGGUGGAGGUCGCUUCUUCAACGCCUCCUUCCAGGUGUCGGCCUGCACCGCGGUGGGCUGCGGCCCCUGGAGCCCCCCGGUGCUGGUGCUGCCCGCCUCAGUGCGGGUGGUGGCCCAGCGGAGCCACAUGUGGGUGGGACUGCUGCUCGGCUUGCUGGUGGCCACCGUCAUCGGGCUGCUGCUCACCGUCGUCGCUCACCGCCGCGAGAAAGAGACCCAGUUCGGGUCGGCCUUCAAGCCUCCGGGUCCGGAGAGCACUGUCUCCUUCACCGCGGCUCGCUCCUUCAACAGGAACUGUGCAGAGCUGCAGGACUCAACAUUGGACAGUCUGGGUAUAAACGAUGACCUGAAGAACAAACUACAGGACGUCCUGAUCCCAGAGAGGCUGCUCACACUGGGACACAUGCUGGGCAAAGGUGAGUUCGGCUCGGUGCGUCAGGCCUUCCUGAAGUCUGAGGACUCGUCCGUCCUGAAGGUGGCGGUCAAAGUGCUGAAAUCUGACAUCACUUCAUCAUGUGACAUCGAGCAGUGUCUGAAGGAGGCGGCCUACAUGAAGGACUUCCACCACCCCAAUGUCAUCCAGCUCAUCGGAGUGAGUCUGCACCGGCGUCACGGCCAGCGGCUGCCGAUCCCGAUGGUGGUUCUUCCCUUCAUGAAGCACGGGGACCUGCACACCUUCCUGCUGCUGUCCCGCCUCGGGGAACACCCUUUCGAUUUGACCCUCCAGACGUUGUUGAAGUUCAUGUUGGACAUCGCUCAGGGGAUGGAGUACCUGAGCAGCCGGAGCAUCAUCCACAGAGACCUGGCCGCCAGAAACUGCAUGCUGAAUGAGAACAUGACGGUGUGUGUGGCAGACUUCGGCCUCUCCAAGAAGAUCUACAGUGGAGAUUAUUACAGGCAGGGCUCAGUCUCUAAACUCCCCGUGAAGUGGAUCGCUCUGGAGAGCCUCGCAGACAACGUGUACACAACGCAGAGCGACGUGUGGGCGUUUGGCGUGACGAUGUGGGAGAUCAUGACUAAAGGUCAGACCCCGUACCCCGGCGUGGAGAACUCUGAGAUCUACGAGUAUCUGAUCAAAGGAGAGCGACUGAAGAAACCUCCGGAGUGCAGAGACGACAUUUAUGAGAUCAUGCACAGCUGCUGGAGUCCGGUCCCUAAAUGUCGGCCCAGCUUCCAGCACCUUGUGGGUCAGGUGGAGGCUCUGUGGGCCAGCCUCUCACCCACUCCCCCGCUGAAGGAGCCUCUGCUCUACGUCAACCUGGAGGGGGAGGACGGGGAGCCAGGAGGAGGAUGUGGGGCCGACGGAGGGGGCGGUGUUCGGGCCCUGGGGCCGGAGGAGGCGAUGGAGGCGGGGGCUCCGAACUGGAGCAUCCCAUGGCAGCGGCAGGCGGAGGACAAGGAGAAAGACUGGCUGAUGGUGGGGUCAGGGGCCGCCCUCGCCAUCGGGGGGGACUACAGGUACAUCAUCGGCCCCUGUGGAGCCCCCGAUGAAGAGGAGGGGGAAGGAUCCGGAAACAGGGGGGAGUCGAUGGACACGUUACAGGAGGAGGUCAGAGACGAUGAGGACGACGCCGUCAUUAACGUCUGACCAAUCACAGCGCUCCUCUGAUUGGACCUGGUUUAGUAAUCAGAGAGGGACGCUAGAUUUAUGGCGCUGAGCAGCAGCAGGCGGGUGGAGACGGGAUGGAUUCUCUCUGCUGAAGGUACAGCGCUGCAGUCCGACACACAAUCAGUACCUCCAAUACUCACUGAUCCUCUGCACUGCUGGGACUUACAGCAGGGGAAGGUGGAUUCAGACUCAAAACAAGGAUUUAAAUCCCCCCACCAGCAGUCAAUAAUAACACCAGUGUAAUUAAUGUUAUGUUACUAAGUUUGAGAACAGCAACAGUUUUUAUGUAUUUCAUUUAGGUCAGUGCCUCUAACAACUGCUCGGUCUAAACGAACAUGAAAAGUUAGAUAAAGAUAGCUCAACUUAAAUCAGUACCAGCAGUUAGUAAUAAUAUCAGGUCAUCUUAUCAGUAUCCAUAAAACCAUGUUUAAUUUAUUCUGUUUAAUGUGAGUUUCUGUGCCUUAGCUUUUACUGUAUUACUGCACAAUGUACCUAGCUUGCAGAGGAAACGGUUCCUUCAAAAUAAGAGCUCUUUUCUGUAAAUGUAAAACGACUCAGUGCCCCUGUAGCUACUUAUGGUACCAAAGCACUUUCCCUACGACUUCUAAACAAACAAGAUUUACUGAACAGUUUUUGGUCCAACAGUAAAUGAUUCAUUGAUAAUUAACUGUGACCCUAAAAUAAGGCAGUUUCACAUUAAAAACACAGGAAAGAUAUUUAGUUUCCACCUUAUGUUUUUACUUUAUUAGGAAUUGCCCCAGGAGCCGACCAACACUGGAUUUGGUCGUUAUUAUAGACUUAUUUUAUAUCGCCUGGCCGUAAAGAAAAAGCUGAAUACCGUGCCUCCAGGGUUAAAAGAAAUAGCAUUUCAGGAUUAUGAUCCAUAAUAUUUAUAAUAUUCCGGAUGUGCUACGCUGUGAAAAUCAGGUCUGCUCUAACAGCAUGUCUGUUACAUUCCUCUGUUCUACAUGUUUUAUAUCAUGAGCCCAUUAUCAACCACUGGGGAGGAUUAGGGACACGCCAUUUGUUUUGAUUAUUGUUGGAGAUCAGUCUAAAAACAGAUCUGAUUUUUUUGUCAGAAUUCUGUUUUUUUUAUUAUGAUUUAAUUUUUCUUCUUACUUUUUAUGGAAUUCAGAUUUUUUUUUCAAAGUAUUAGUUUUGGGGGAAUUCCGACUUAGAAAACUUAGAACUCCAAAAAAAAUUACCUUUUCGUCAAAUAGAAGAAAAGCAUGGCCCUGAUCCUGCUCCCCUCUGAACUCUGUUGUGCUGGUACACAUGGAGCUCCAGUUCAAAAGCCUUAAAUGUACUUGAGCGCCUUAAGAGAAACUACUGUAGGUCGUUAUAUAUUCACCAAAAUAUCAAAGUAUUGAUUUAAAUGCAAUUAUUUUUCCGUAUCAACAUCUGAGCGGUGAACGUUUGACACUGACGGAGACUAAACCGACCUCACUUUGUAUGAAUUAAACGAUAAUUAUCUCAUCAGAAUGAAAAGGUUCUCAGAUAACUGCUCUGUCUAUAACACAUUUGUUUUCUCAUUGAGUCCACACGCUUCGACAGCCAGUAAGUAUAACUCAAACCCAUGUGAACAGACUUUUGUGUAGCGCGUAAAUCUAGUUUCAUUUGCGCGAGGAGUUGAAGGGAUCGUUGAUCUAUUCACCGACAGACACUGGACAAUAUUUAGGUUUAACUCAACUUUAUUUUGUCUUUCUGAUCGGCGUCUCGACGUGUACAUGAAAAGAGUAGAAAAGUCAGUCUCGAUGGUAUCUAAAGCAACUUGUCACUCAACUAAAAAUAUGAAUCUGCGUAUAUUUGGAUAUGGAUUUUGCUCAGAUAUUCGAAUGAGGUGCUUUUCAGUGCCUUGCUAAAUCAGGUCAGACAUCUGAAGACUCAUUAAAAUGUUGGAUUUCCUUUUUCUGUUUAAAGGAAGUAUUUGUCGUUUCAAUAUUUAGAGCAGAAACAUUUAGUUUGAAUGAUGUCAUUUUGUUAUUGUCAAAACGGCAAUGGUUUCAGACUCCUUUUUGGUUUGAAUGUGAAAAAACGCAGUCAUUUUGUCGCCAAUGGUACACAACUUGACAUGUUUAGGUAUUUAAAUUGUUGGCAACAAACACAAGAACUUAGAGAUACUUUAAUGUAUCAGUGCUGCAACCAUUAUUUGAUUACGAUGAAUAAAUAAUCAGUUAAUUAUUUGAUGCAACUUGUAAAAAUGUGGGCUGAAAUGUGAUUUUUCAAAAAAAUGAUUUAUCGAACUUUGAAAUAAUCGUUGCAGCACUUAUUAAAUUUAGAAAGCUGUUACUUUUAGGGCAUUUUGUAUUUAAGUUUCUACUGUGCAUUUCACCUGAUAAAUGUGUGUUUAAUACAUACACAGUGAACAGAGUGGGAGGAUCGGGGGGCCAUUAGGGGGCCCACAGCACCGAUGGGGCCCCUGCAGUGUGUUGAUCCGGCCCUGGCUGCUGCUGUUGUAAAUAAAGUUGUGCAUAUUUGAAUCCUGCUGCUCUAAAAUGACUCACUUGGACAUUUCCAGACACUUUAACAUUGAAAUAAAGCUGUUAUUGUUUUUAAUUACUUAAAGCAUGUCAUGGGAACAAUGUACAAACAGAUCGCUUAACCAUAGGUUGUAUAUACCAUGAAGAUGUGAUUAUGUAUGUAGAAAUCUGGACGUAAUGUUGGUUUUGUAGCCGGUCUCUGACUGUAAAACAGUUUAUCUUAAGCCCUGAUAAUUAAAUAGAACUGUACCUUGACUUGUCUGUCUGCACCACUGAUGUCGGGAUAUCAAGGGACCGUAUGUUUUAAUGUAGCUGACGUUUUGUAUGUUGAUAUAGAGGUCACACACUGAAGCUGAUGUCCUCACCUGUCUGUCUACCACUGACUUCAGAUCUGUACAGAGAUUAUUUGUGAGACUCGUGACGAAUGAAUAAAGUGUUAUUUGUGUCA
Messenger RNA from Eleginops maclovinus (Patagonian blennie), 5619 nucleotides. RefSeq names its product TYRO3 protein tyrosine kinase (gene tyro3). Lineage: Eukaryota; Metazoa; Chordata; Actinopteri; Perciformes; Eleginopidae. The transcript has 19 exons. Gene Ontology annotation, cellular component: plasma membrane; signaling receptor complex. Gene Ontology annotation, biological process: positive regulation of kinase activity; cell surface receptor protein tyrosine kinase signaling pathway; cell migration. Gene Ontology annotation, molecular function: ATP binding; protein binding; transmembrane receptor protein tyrosine kinase activity. The record is from RefSeq and is a predicted model, not a curated record. The annotation marks the transcript as partial.